AUGGCUAGUCAAGUGCUGCCAGAACACUGGUCUGAGCUGAACGCCGCUCGUAGCCAACGAAGUCUCUGUAGCUUGGAUGUGGGCAAGCUCAAGAGUACCUGUGUGCAGGGCUGCGGCAAGAAGCAUGUUACCGAGUGCAAGGACUGCUACGGCAAGAUCCUCGAUCGCAUGAGGAAACGGUAUAGCGAAAGCCAGGAGAAGGAGUGGUUCUCACAACGACGGGCGUUUCUGCAGGAGCUGGAUGAUCUCUUUACGGACGCCAAGGACAACAACGGUAGCCUCCAGGCUAUCGAGGCGCACAUUGAGUCCGAGAAAGAGGCAUGGUACCGCUGGGUCCUACGGAGGCACCCAGACUUUCUCGAAGUUGCCGAGCAUAACACGUCACUUGAAGAAAUGAGAGGAAUGCUAGGGGAUCCGGACCGCAGUCGUGAAGAGCUCGUCGCCAUGAUGUGGCAAGGCGUCGGCCAGCCAGAAAAUUGGUCAGAAAAAGUUGAUGACUUUGUUGAAAAGGUGUCCACGCUCAAAGACAGACCUGAUGAGCUCAAGAAGCUCUACAUUGACGAAAUUUUUAAAGACGGUAUGGGAGGCUGUGUCUUUGAGCACGCUCAGCCCUAUUUAGACGAAUACCAAGCCUCGAGUACUUUGACGUUGGAGCAAAUUGUUGGUCGCAUUGUUGAAGAUCAUCACCGCAGCAGGAGCACGCAACCGCAAAGAGAUACACAUGCCAGUCGUCUGAAUGAGUUGCGCAGAGCAAAGACGGCCUUUGAGCAGAAGAGGAAGGAGUCUAAGGCACUCCUCCGCGAAGCUCAGGCUAAUUCAGUGCUCUACAACCUACCGACGUGUGCAGUAUGCCAGCGCACAGUUUCUCCAGACGACAUUUUUUCAUGCUCUCUUUGCCAAACUAUUGUGCAAAUGGGCGGGAGCGGUAAACUGACAGUCUACUGCUCAGAGGAUUGCUAUGAGAAUGGACAGGGAGAGCACAUUGGAAAGCAGCAUGACUGCAGUGCCGGAAACCAGUGUGUCCAGCUCUCAGAGGAGGACACGGAAAUGACGGACGAUGCGACACAGGCCGUGCUGUCGCAUAUACAGGAGGUACACGGUACCGGCUCGGAGGAUGCUGGGUCGACUGCCAUGCUCCUCUCGGAGGUAGUUGGACCGACUCUGGAAAGGGAGAAUCCUACGCUCAAGAUUGAGCUGCUCCAGUCGACAAUAUCGUUCGGAUAG
Messenger RNA from Cordyceps militaris CM01, 1224 nucleotides. RefSeq lists its product as uncharacterized. NCBI's taxonomy places the organism in Eukaryota, Fungi, Ascomycota, Sordariomycetes, Hypocreales, Cordycipitaceae. The record is from RefSeq and is a predicted model, not a curated record. The coding region runs from base 1 to 1224 and encodes 407 amino acids. The transcript is spliced from 3 exons.